AAAAACUAGUCGUGUCAUCACUUAUCUUCACCAUUUCAAUUUCUUCCCCCAAUUCAGAUAUUACCAUUUUUAUACUCUCUUCGAAUUAAUUAAUCAUCAUCAUUUAUUUAAUCCAUUAAUUAAUUAAUUAAUUCAUCUCUUUCACUUCAUUUCUUCUACAUAAUCAUUAUUAUAACAUUUUCAUGUUCUGAACCGAACCGAGUCAAUUACCGACUCACCGAGUCACCACCAUGUCGACACCGAACCGUUCCUCAUCAGACAUCAUCGAUUCAACCCCCUUUCUCACCAAUCCUGGCAACGGUUCUUCCUCCGAUGACCUCAACAACUCCGGUCGCCGUCGCCGCCAACGCCUCCUCCAAGCCGCACGCUUCCUUCGUCAAGCAAGCGGCCGUCGAACGAUGCGGGAACCCUCCGUCGUCGUUCGCGAAGCCGCGGCUGAGCAAUUAGAAGAACGACAAAGCGAUUGGGCGUAUUCGAAGCCGGUUGUGAUUCUCGAUAUCGUUUGGAACUUCGCCUUCGUCAUUGUAGCGGGGACCGCUUUGUUUUUGAGCCGGAACGAAGCGCCGGAAAUGCCGUUGAGAUUGUGGAUUGCGGGAUAUGUGCUUCAAUGUGUUCUUCAUAUGGUUUGUGUUUGUUUUGAGUAUAGGAGAAGGAGAAGAUUUCAACGUUCUUCGUCUUCUAAUGCGGUUGCAGGUUCUGAUAGGAUUGGUAGUGGGAAUUUCAGUUCAAGAGAAGGUUCUCGUUCUGCUGUUUCUGGUUCUAGUUAUGUUUCAUUGGCGCAAUUUGAUGAAGAGAGUACUAGUGUUGCUAAACAUUUGGAAUCAGCCAAUACCAUGUUUUCAUUUAUUUGGUGGAUUAUUGGAUUCUACUGGGUAUCAGCUGGUGGUCAAGCUUUAGCCCAAGAUUCUCCUCAGCUUUACUGGUUAUGUAUAGUCUUUCUUGGUUUUGAUGUUUUCUUUGUCGUUUUCUGUGUUGCGCUGGCCUGUGUCAUUGGUAUCGCUGUUUGCUGUUGUCUUCCAUGUAUCAUUGCACUUCUUUAUGCUGUUGCAGACCAGCAGGAAGGGGCAUCAAAGGAAGACAUUGAGCAGUUAUCAAAAUUUAAAUUCCGAAAAGUUGAAAGUAAUGAGAAACAAACUGAUAACAAUCAAGGUCCUGUUGGAGGAAUAAUGACUGAGUGUCGGGCUGAUUCACCCAUUGAACAUGUUCUUGCUGAGGAGGAUGCGGAAUGUUGCAUCUGCCUUUCUUCUUAUGACGAUGGAGUUGAACUAAGAGAACUUCCUUGUGGUCACCAUUUUCACUGUGCCUGUGUGGACAAAUGGCUGUAUAUUAAUGCCACAUGCCCUCUCUGCAAGUAUAACAUCUUGAAAAGUAGUAACCUGGGUCAAGAGGAAGUGUAGAUGAUCUCGGAAAUGUUUAUGGCUACCAUUUUGAGAAAUCUGCAUGAUUUUUUUAUCACUUUUAAUAGGCACAACAUGUCAAUACACUUCAGAUACAGGCCUAUACGAUCGUUGCUGCUGCUGCUUUGUGCUGUAAUCAUGUAGUGAUAGUUGCUUUGUUUAUUGGUAGUUAUUGUGGCUUCUAACUGGUUGUGUAUAGCGUUGUUCAGCGCAUUUCGGCUAUAAUUAUCUUAAGAGCCAAUUUGGUUGUCAUUUAUAUUUUAUUUUUAUUGUCGCAAUAUUGUUGUUGUCGCCAUUAAUGUCUGGUCUAAGUCAUUCUAAUUGUAUAAUAAUGGUCUAUUAGUCUCAGAAUAUGCUUUAAUCAAGUUUAUAAUUUGUUGCAGUUUACAUAAUUUUAUUA
Messenger RNA from Medicago truncatula (barrel medic), 1797 nucleotides. RefSeq names its product E3 ubiquitin-protein ligase At1g12760. Gene Ontology annotation, molecular function: ubiquitin protein ligase activity. The transcript has 5 exons. NCBI's taxonomy places the organism in Eukaryota, Viridiplantae, Streptophyta, Magnoliopsida, Fabales, Fabaceae. The record is from RefSeq and is a predicted model, not a curated record. The coding region runs from base 231 to 1397 and encodes 388 amino acids. Gene Ontology annotation, cellular component: plant-type vacuole. Gene Ontology annotation, biological process: protein ubiquitination; ubiquitin-dependent protein catabolic process.